Messenger RNA from Ochotona princeps (American pika), 1805 nucleotides. It is a transcript of the gene TUBD1, whose product is annotated as tubulin delta 1. The coding region runs from base 148 to 1509 and encodes 453 amino acids. Gene Ontology annotation, cellular component: microtubule; cytoplasm. The record is from RefSeq and is a predicted model, not a curated record. The transcript has 9 exons. Gene Ontology annotation, molecular function: GTP binding; structural constituent of cytoskeleton. Lineage: Eukaryota; Metazoa; Chordata; Mammalia; Lagomorpha; Ochotonidae. Gene Ontology annotation, biological process: mitotic cell cycle; microtubule cytoskeleton organization.
UUGUGGAACCUGCGCGUUCGUUCUUAGUCGCUUUUUUAGUGGUGCCAGUGAGCAUGCGCAUGGUGAGGAGGUGGAGCCUCUUGAAGUUUGAACGGGACCGGAACCGUGUGGCUCGAUGUUUUGAGGGGACCUGGUUUGCGGCUCAGUAUGUCCGUGGUAACACUGCAGCUUGGCCAGUGCGGCAAUCAGAUUGGUUUUGAGGUGUUCGACACUUUGUUCAGUGACUCACACGGUUCCCAGAUAUUCUGCUCUAAGAAAGAGAAUGAGGCCUAUCUAGCUUCAUGCAUGGAAAGAUUCUUCAGGGAGGAGGAGGAUGGCGUUCCAGUUGCCCGGGCUGUACUCAUUGACAUGGAACCUAAAGUUAUUAAUCAAACACUGUCAAAGGCUGCUCAGUCGGGUCGAUGGAAGUAUGGUCAGCAUGCGUGCUUCUGUCAAAAACAAGGUUCAGGAAACAACUGGGCAUUUGGUUACUCUGUUCAUGGACCCAGGCAUCAAGAAUCAAUAAUGAAUUUGAUCCAGAAGGAAGUGGAGAAAUGUGACUCUUUGAGUGGCUUUUUCAUCAUAAUGAGUAUGGCUGGGGGCACAGGAUCAGGACUUGGAACCUUCAUUACACAGAAUUUACAAGAUCAAUUCUCAAACUCUUUGAGAAUGAAUCAGAUUAUAUGGCCUUAUGGAACUGGUGAGGUGAUUGUUCAGAACUACAACUCCAUCUUGACCCUGUCCCACCUGUACCGAUCUUCAGACGCCCUCCUUGUUCAUGAGAACGAUGCCAUCCAUAAGAUCUGUGCCAAGCUCAUGAAUAUCAAGCAGAUCUCCUUCCGUGACAUAAACCAAGUCCUUGCGCACCAGCUGGGGAGUGUGUUCCAGCCCACCUACUCUGCCGAAGGCUCAUCUCACUACAGAAGAAAUCCUCUAGGAGACUUAAUGGAGAAUUUAGUGCCCCAUCCUGAAUUCAAAAUGCUGAGUGUUCGCAACAUUCCUCAAAUGUCAGAGAAUUCAUUGGCAUACAGUGCGUUUACUUGGGCCGGUCUCCUCAAGCAUCUGAGACAAAUGCUAAUUUCUAAUGCAAAAAUGGAAGAAGGUAUUAACUGGCAAGUACGACCUCCUUUGUCAAGACUUCCUCCCCUGGACAAAGCGUUCAUCAGCCAGGAGCUGCACUUCAACACUUCCAUUGCUAACCUGCUCAUCCUUCGUGGAAAAGAAGUGCACACUGCAGAUCCGGGGGGAUUUAAAGAGCCAGCUCUUUACACAUCCUGGUUAAAGCCUGUGAAUGCCUUCCACGUGUGGAAGACCCAGCGAGGCUUUAGAAAAUACGAGAAGUCUGCAGCAUUGGUCAGCAACAGCCAGUUCUUAGUAAAACCUCUCGACAGGAUUGUUGGCAGAGCGUGGAAUAUGUUUGCUUCAAAAGCCUACAUUCACCAGUACAUGAAGUUUGGAGUUGAAGAGGAGGACUUUUUGGACAGCUUCACAUUACUAGAGCAGGUGAUUGCCAGCUACCGCAGCCUCUGAUCAGGAAUAAAGGGGAGAAGUACCUUCAGGCAUUUCAGGAUCAAACUGUUCUCCAUGAGGCUCCCGAAGUCAUGUCUGCCAAAGGAGCAGAGUAGGGUGCCAAUUCCAUUCUGCUCACUCCACCCACGGAAAACGAGAAAAACUUUAAAAAUGGAGAGUAUCAUGUUUUCAAUGAAAACGUUGCUGUGUUUCUUAUAAGAAAAUGCUGCUUCUAUGAGGAACUUUGAAAUACUCUACUGAGAUGGGGACUGCCACAGCUGUGCUCCUUGUCCCCAUGUUCCCAAUUCUGUCCUCAC